This is a messenger RNA of Cryptomeria japonica (Japanese cedar), 995 nucleotides long. RefSeq lists its product as uncharacterized. The coding region runs from base 40 to 843 and encodes 267 amino acids. The record is from RefSeq and is a predicted model, not a curated record. The transcript has 8 exons. Lineage: Eukaryota; Viridiplantae; Streptophyta; Pinopsida; Cupressales; Cupressaceae.
CCCUCGCACAUUCUUCAUGCCAUGUAGCUAUGGCGAUAGAUGCUCCCCCUCACCACUAUUUCCAUGAACAUUCUUAUGGUUCGUACAAUCCCUCCUCCAACAUCUUUUUUCCACGGUUCUGUUGCUUUGAAAAAAUUCCAAGCUAGGUGCCAUUCUACCCAAAUGUCUACACAACCAAUGCAAAUUGCUUCUUCUGCUUCUCAUUCUGCACCACCAAAUUCAGAUACAGGAUUCACAAUUUUGAAGGAAGAACUUUGUUAUUCUCGUUAUUUGAAUGUCUACAACCGUAUUGUGGAGCAUCCUGUAAGAGAGGAAGCAGCGGCAGACUCUGGCAGCUGCAAGGGGAAAAUUGUACAAUACGAUAUCGUUGGGGCAAAAACUGUUUCCUUCCAUUUUUGUGCUGUUUUUCCAUAUGAUACGCUCACAAGAUCUGUUACCCUUAUCAAGGAAUAUGCUCAGGGAGGGAAUUGUUACAUGUAUGGAGUUCCUUGUGGCGGGUUGUCAGAAAAACAUUCGUCUUUAGAAGAUUGUGCAAGGAAGGAGCUCUCGGAAGAGGCACAACUGCAGGGAGGAAAUUUAGUGAAGCUUAUAAGUGAUGAUCAUCCCGGUCUUUUAGAGGUAAAAUGGUGCCGCAACCGAUUCACUCCAUUUAUUCUCUUGGAUCCUGAGAAAGAUGCAAUGCCUCGUCCAAUGGACCCUGAAGAGUUUAUUGAAGUAUUGACAGUGGACAUACCCACCUUGAAAGAGAUUAUGUAUGGUGGUUCCAUGAUGCUGCCUUCAGUUGUUACUUGUAGUAUGGCUUUGAAGUAUCUUCACGAUCAUGACUUUCUUAAUAGUGAGUAGUAUGCCUUGACUACCAGAAAUGUAAUAUCUUAUUAUCUUCAACUUGGAUUCAUUCUUGGACACAAUAAAUAACUUGGCAUCGGCUGAUUGUUUCUUGCUCAUAUGCAUCAUUAUUGAUCAAAUAAAGACUUAGAUGAUUCACCAAGAUCUCA